AUGUCACUCAGAGUCGCCUACAUUCCAGAACACUUUUCCACCCCCUUGUUCUUCGCCAUUCAGCAGAAGUACUUCAGUUUCAACAUUGAAUUGACUCCCGUCAUUGAAGGGUCAGGAAGACUCAUCAACUUGUUGAACGCCAACGAGGUAGACAUCGCAAUUGGCUUGACGGAAGCGUUCGUUGCCGACAUCGCCAAGGGGAACGAGCCAUCGUACAAGCUUGUCGAUACCUAUGUUGAGUCUCCUUUGUGUUGGGCCAUCAGCACUGGCUUCAACCGCGAGAACUUGACUAGCGCCAGCCAGUUGGAAGGCAAGACCAUCGGGGUGUCCAGAAUUGGAUCUGGGUCCUACGUGAUGAGUUUCGUGUUGGCCCAUGACUUAAAGUUCCAAAAGCCGUUUGCAGGCUACCCUACUCUUUCUAACUUCAAGAACUUGAGAGACUCAGUCAACUUGAAGUACACCGAAGAACCAGAAAAGAACAGUGAUGCGUUCAUGUGGGAGCAUUUCACGUCCAAGAAAUACUACGACAACAAUGAGAUCAAGAAGAUCGGGGAAAUCUAUACUCCAUGGCCUUCAUGGGUUAUCAACAGUAACGCUCAAUUGUUGGAGUCCAAGCCCGAGAUGAUCAAGGAGUUUGUGGCGGGUUUAAACAAGGGUAUCGAAUACUUCAACAAUAACCACGAAGAAGCCAUUGAAUUUAUCAGCAAUAAUCUUGACUACUCCGCCGAAGACGCCAGAGAAUGGAUCAAGACCGUAAAGUUCAACAAGAACGUGGGAAAGGCUGCUCUUGACUGGGAAAGAGUGGUUACCAAGACCAGCAAGGUCUUGAAAUUAGCUGGUGUCUUACAGGACUCCGAUGAGCUCAUUGAAAAGAGAUUGAAUGAAGGAAUUGUCAGACAACUUUAA
Messenger RNA from Suhomyces tanzawaensis NRRL Y-17324, 906 nucleotides. RefSeq lists its product as uncharacterized. The transcript has a single exon. NCBI's taxonomy places the organism in Eukaryota, Fungi, Ascomycota, Pichiomycetes, Serinales, Debaryomycetaceae. The record is from RefSeq and is a predicted model, not a curated record. The coding region runs from base 1 to 906 and encodes 301 amino acids.